Messenger RNA from Cynoglossus semilaevis (tongue sole), 1120 nucleotides. RefSeq names its product peroxiredoxin 1 (gene prdx1). Gene Ontology annotation, molecular function: thioredoxin peroxidase activity. The coding region runs from base 16 to 768 and encodes 250 amino acids. Gene Ontology annotation, cellular component: cytosol. NCBI's taxonomy places the organism in Eukaryota, Metazoa, Chordata, Actinopteri, Pleuronectiformes, Cynoglossidae. Gene Ontology annotation, biological process: cellular response to stress; leukocyte activation; response to oxidative stress. The record is from RefSeq and is a predicted model, not a curated record. The transcript has 6 exons.
GAAAAGUGCAAAGUCAUGCUGUGUCGGAAAGCCCAACAAUGGGAGGUGACGUUCUCGCGAGAACCUGCGAGCCUUUAUAUAAACGUUCCAGGAUCCAUUCGCACCGUCAACUCUUCAAAUCCGCUCAUUGGCGACUACUGGUGUAACCCGAGAAGAGUCAAACACAAGAUGGCAGCAGGCAAAGCUAAAAUUGGAUAUCUGGCCCCAGACUUCACUGCCAAAGCUGUGAUGCCAGAUGGUCAGUUCAAGGAUCUGAAGCUGUCAGACUACAGAGGGAAAUAUGUUGUGUUUUUCUUCUAUCCACUGGACUUCACCUUCGUCUGCCCGACUGAAAUCAUCGCUUUCAGCGAAGCUGCUGAAGAAUUUAGGAAAAUUGGUUGUGAAGUCAUUGGCGCCUCUGUGGACUCUCACUUCUCCCAUUUCGCUUGGACUAACACACCACGAAAGCAGGGCGGUCUAGGAACCAUGAAGAUUCCCCUGGUGUCCGACGUACGCCGCACAAUCUCUACAGACUAUGGCGUCCUGAAGGAAGAUGAGGGUAUCGCCUUCAGAGGUCUCUUCAUCAUUGAUGACAAGGGCAUCCUUAGACAGAUCACCAUUAAUGACCUUCCAGUGGGUCGGUCUGUUGAGGAAACGAUGCGUUUAGUCCAAGCAUUUCAGUUCACCGACAAGAACGGAGAAGUCUGCCCAGCUGGAUGGAAACCAGGAAGUGACACCAUCAAACCUGACGUCCAGAAGAGCAAAGACUUCUUCUCCAAGCAGAAAUAAGCACAAGAUGGGAUUCUGCUGUCUGCUGUAGGAGGAGUUCAGAGAUUACAUUUCCAUUUUGAAAAGCUUUUGUGCCUAAGAAGAAAUGUUUAAUGUUAACGUGUCAGUUUAAUUGCUUGCAGAGCUUGUAGUUGUGCACGUGGGACCAAACCAUUUUUUGUAAGAACUGUAUUUAAUGUUGGUUUACUUUUACUGUAUGGGCUUAGUGUUUAUUUGUUCACGUCAGUUGUAAGUUAAUAUUAUUAAUAACAUUGCAUUUUUUACUGGACAAAAUGCUAAGAAAAAAAACAACACUGCACCUCCUUUUACACAUGUCAAUGUUAUUUCAUCAAAAUAAAGACUUAAAAGAUAA